This is a messenger RNA of Harpegnathos saltator (Jerdon's jumping ant), 1375 nucleotides long. RefSeq names its product ATP synthase, gamma subunit (gene ATPsyngamma). The transcript is spliced from 3 exons. Bases 195 to 1094 code for a protein of 299 amino acids. Lineage: Eukaryota; Metazoa; Arthropoda; Insecta; Hymenoptera; Formicidae. The record is from RefSeq and is a predicted model, not a curated record. Gene Ontology annotation, molecular function: proton-transporting ATP synthase activity, rotational mechanism. Gene Ontology annotation, biological process: proton motive force-driven ATP synthesis.
GCGGGAGUUGAAUGAGAUCGUUUUAAUGGUAAUGACGUUGGAUAUUCACAGAUGGCGGGAGAAACAUCUUCGAUAUCGUGAACUCAUCUUGUUCGUGUUACGUGUGCCCGUAACUUCUCCCGUGGGUACGGAGAUCGUCGGGCAGUUUGGUGUGGAGUUAUUUUCGAAAUUUGCCUGGGAUUGGACUUUCGACAAUGUUCCGCAAUCACAUAAGCCCCUUCCUACGGCUAGUUGCCCAGGAGCAGCAAUGGCAGCAGCAACAGAGAGGUAUGGCUACCCUCAAGGCCAUUUCCAUACGUCUCAAGUCAGUUAAAAACAUCCAAAAAAUUACACAAUCCAUGAAGAUGGUAUCAGCAGCCAAGUACAAUCGCGCAGAGCGCGACUUGAAGCAGGCUAGACCACUUGGUGUUGGCACAAAAGUAUUCUAUGAGCAAGCUGAGAUCCAGGCACCUGCAGAAGAGCCAAAGAAGCUCGUGAUCGCUGUGACCAGCGACCGUGGUCUAUGUGGCGCUGUACACACUGGUGUGUCGCGCAACAUUCGCGACAUAUUAUUGGCUGAUCCCAAGGAACGUGAGAACACUAAGAUCAUCUGCAUUGGUGAGAAGUCCCGGGCGAUUCUGUCGCGCCUAUUCUCUAACAACAUCCUGUUCGUCGCGUCAGAAGUAGGCCGCAAGCCACCAACAUUCAACGACGCAGCCAAGGUCGCCAUAGAAGUUAUGAACAGCGGCUACUCCUUCGGUUCCGGGCGCAUAGUCUACAAUAAAUUCAAGUCCGUGGUGUCGUACAAGGUGGACGAUCUGCCGUUGUUCGACAAGAACUCCGUGGUGACCGCGCCGAAGCUGUCGAUAUACGACUCGCUGGACGACGAAGUGAUCCAGAGCUACCUCGAGUUCUCACUCGCCUCGUUGCUGUUUUACUCGAUGAAGGAGGGCGCCUGCAGCGAGCAGUCCAGCCGUAUGACCGCGAUGGACAACGCCAGCAAGAACGCCGGCGAGAUGAUCGACAAGCUCACACUCACCUUCAACCGCACCCGGCAGGCCGUGAUCACCAGAGAAUUGAUCGAGAUUAUCUCCGGCGCCGCCGCUUUAGCUUAAGAAAAUCGCGCGCAGAUAUUAGUUUUGCAAUUUAUAGUGCCGGCAGGUGAGACGAGGACGUGUCGCCGGCAAAAUGAAUGGGAUAAAAAAAAGGGAAGAAAAAACGAAGGAGAACAGGUAGAAUCCAUUAAAUUAGGUAGAAUCCAUUAAACUGCCAAAAGAUGCGAUUUCUGAUCGAUUUGGAUGGAGCGCAGCAGUGAAUACGACGCGAGCAAGCACAGAAGUCGUCAUUGUUCUAUUCGUUAUUUUUAUGUCCAAAUUCAAUAAAUCAUAUUACAGAA